Molecule: messenger RNA, 1280 nt
Organism: Pyrus x bretschneideri (Chinese white pear)
Lineage: Eukaryota; Viridiplantae; Streptophyta; Magnoliopsida; Rosales; Rosaceae
Product: agamous-like MADS-box protein MADS3
Exons: 10
Coding region: 225-1091 (288 amino acids)
Biological process (GO): positive regulation of transcription by RNA polymerase II
Cellular component (GO): nucleus
Molecular function (GO): DNA-binding transcription factor activity, RNA polymerase II-specific; protein dimerization activity; RNA polymerase II cis-regulatory region sequence-specific DNA binding
Source: RefSeq, a predicted model, not a curated record
CUCUGCUAGAACAUCCCAUUUCUAUAAAAAAACAAACCUAGCCCCCUUCUGAACUCCCACUCCACACGGACAGUCCAUUUUUGUGUAACCCCAAAUCCUAAAGAGAAGAGGAAUAUAUAUCUAUAGUUUAUAUAUAUGGGAUAACAAAUACAGAGACAAAAAGCACAAAAUAUAUUUCAUAUUUAGUUUGGAAAAAAAGAAGGGGAAAUUGAAGAGGGGAGAAUAUGGGGAGGGGAAGAGUAGAGCUGAAGAGAAUAGAGAACAAGAUUAACAGGCAGGUGACUUUCUCAAAGAGAAGAAAUGGGUUGUUGAAGAAAGCCUAUGAACUCUCUGUGCUCUGUGAUGCUGAGGUUGGCCUUAUCGUCUUCUCUACCCGUGGCAAGCUCUAUGAGUUUGCCAGUGCUGGUAUGAGCAAAACCCUUGAACGGUACCAACGUUGCUCCUUCACUCCACAUGAGAACAGCAUUGAACGUGAAACACAGAGCUGGUACCAAGAAGUCACAAAACUGAAAGCUAAAUAUGAAUCCCUUCAGCGAACUCAAAGGUAUUUGCUUGGUGAAGAUCUUGGACCGCUGAGUGUGAAGGAGUUGCAAAAUCUUGAAAAUCAACUUGAAGUGGCUCUUGCACAAGCCAGACAAAGGAAGUUGUACGUCGAUCACAAAUAUGAAAACACAACUAGAGGAUCCUAUUUCUAUAGCUAUCAUCAUCUGUCUAAUGAUAGUGACACUCAGACACAGCUUAUGAUCGAACAAAUGGAGGACCUGCGCAAAAAGACUGCAGUAAUGCCAUUGCACGUAUGUGGUGAUCGAUGGAGGGGUGGGGAGCGUCACCUUGGAGACCUUAACAAAGAGCUCAGGGUCAAGCUUGAGGCAGAAGGGCAUAAUCUGAAAGUCAUUCAGAACAUGUGGAGCUCAAAUGCAGCAGCUGGAAGUAGCAACUUUUCUUUGCAUUCUUCACAAACCAAUCCCAUGGACUGUACACCUGAACCUGUCUUACAAAUAGGGUACCAGCAAUAUCUUCCAGCUGAGGGACCUUCUAUUCCAAAGACCGUGGCCGGUGAGACCAACUUCAUCCAAGGAUGGUUUCCCUGAAAACCUUCAAGGCCAAAAAUGAAGGAUAUAUAUUUAUAUAUUACUGCAGCAUCACUGUCUGAUAUAUACACACAUAUUCUGCUUUGCAAGAAUAUAUGACUUUAUGCUUUGUCUAGAUUUAUUGUUUUGCUUUAACAAUUGUCAUGGUGCCAACAUAUUUACUUGAGUAUGACAAGAGGUGUUUAUAUU